Linderina pennispora is the source of this 405-nucleotide messenger RNA. RefSeq lists its product as uncharacterized. Gene Ontology annotation, molecular function: protein binding; transcription coregulator activity. Gene Ontology annotation, cellular component: histone deacetylase complex. Bases 1 to 357 code for a protein of 118 amino acids. The transcript has 4 exons. NCBI's taxonomy places the organism in Eukaryota, Fungi, Kickxellomycota, Kickxellomycetes, Kickxellales, Kickxellaceae. The record is from RefSeq and is a predicted model, not a curated record. Gene Ontology annotation, biological process: regulation of DNA-templated transcription.
AUGAGCAGCUCGGCAAUUGGGUCCGGCACAUCGAAUAGCUCGUCAAAGGGCGGUCGGACACAGCAAGUUGCAAAGUACACGCCGUUCGACUUUAACGCGCUUAACAUCCACACGCUGCGCAAAUACCGGCAGGCGUUCAAGCUGAACGUCAAAGCGCGGUCGUCGAAAGAAGAAUUGGUGGUUGCUGCAACGCGGCAUUACUCUGGUCAUAUGGUCGACGAGGUCGACACGAUUGCCCGGUUUCUGUAUACUGUCCACAGCAGCAAAGGUACAGUCUCACCCACUGCCCAGAGCCGAGCCGUGUGGGGAUCGACCCUGCAAUUUGCGAAGGACGGCGCUCGCUCAGGUCAGCUGUAAUGGCACGGCGCUGCAUCGCUCGAAUAACAUACCAGGAGGCUUUUGGUG